AUGGCGGUGAAACAGCUACCCAGGCUUCGCUGGCGGCGGUUUAUAAUGGCUUACAUUAUUCCAGAGGGUCAACAUUUUCCUGCAAAAGUGUCAAACUUUUCCCAACCGGAUGUAGUUAUUUGUAAUAUCAUGGAUAAGUUAAAUGAGGAUCAAUUGGAGACCUUUAGUAGAUCAUGCUUUGGCAUGUAUCUUCGUAUUAAGAGCCUAACUUUUUCCUGGCAGAUUGUCCAUCAGCUAUUGUUAAGACAGGUUGAAUCAUCCAACCAUAGUUUUGGCACAACUUUCAACUUCAGGUUGGCUGGAAAGCAAGCCGCAUUUUCAUUUGAAGAUUUUGCGCUUGUUAUUGGAUUAGUGUGUACUGGAAUUCCACCCAUUUCUUCACUUGUUGAUACUAGCACACAAAGGCUAAGGGAUGCUUAUUUCAAGGGGAAUAAUAGCAUUAAAAGAUCUGAAUUAGAGAGUACAUUUUUGGGUCUAAAACCUCAGCUUGACAAUGAAGAUGACGUUGUCAAGUUAGCUCUUGUUUAUUUUGUGGAGUUUGUGUUGCUUGGUAGAGAGCGUAGUAGGAACAUUUCUGAUGUGGCAUAUCUCCAAUUGGUUGAAAACUUGGAUGAAUUUAACAAGUAUCCAUGGGGAUCUGUCAGUUAUACACGUACCUCCAAGUCACUUGCAGGAGCAAUGAAAGGACGUGUUCAAAAUUUUUUAAAAAAGACUAUAAAGCCAACCAAGACUCAGAAGGAGCAAUACAGUCUCUAUGGAUUCCUGUUAACUCUACAGAUAUGGAGUUAUGAAGCCAUUCCCCUUAUCGGAAGGGCAUACGCACAGAAAGAUCCAGAAAUUCAAUAUCCAAGGAUAUUGAACUGGAGUACAUCAAUCACUCCUGACUCAACAGAACUCAUCCUAAGUGUUUUUAGAAGGAAGCAGCUUCAAGUACAUGGUCGACUUAUCCCAACCCAGUUGGAGAUGGCACAAGAAUACUGCAAAAAGACUUUCGAUGUACUAAAAAAUGUUGUGGGAACAAUGAUUGUCAAAGUUAAAAAAAAAACGCCAAAGGUUGUUAUAGAUGAGAUUGAAGAGGAAGAGGAAGUUCAAACACAUAGGGAUAUUCCACCUGUUACAGAGAAAUAUGUUUUAAGGGAUAAUAUUGCAAACAAGAUUGAUGUAUUUGAUAGUUUGCUUAAGGAUCACUCCAAGAAGCAUAAAGAUCUGAAGGUGGAAGUGUGUUUGAUGUUGCAAUUCAUUGAAGAAUCCAUGGGGACUCUUCUAGAAGUUGUUAAAAAACAAAAUGCAGGAAAUGAGUGGGAUGGGAAUGGGGAUGUGAAUCAUGUAAUAAAGGAUGGGGAUGAGAAUGCCACUGAUGGUCCAAGGACUACUGGAAAAGAUAUUGCAGAGCAACAUCCUUUAGGUCAAAUUGAGCAUGAGGCUGAUAAUGCAGGAAAAUACGGGGAUGGGGAUGCCACUGAUGGUCAACUGCAAAAUAGGGAGGCUGUAAUAUUUGUUGAGUCCCAGGAAGUUCCUGUGAAAAAUAUAGAGGAGGCUGUUAUGGAGGGUGAGGAUGCUGUUAGUGAAGAUGUUGUUAGCCCAGGUGCAGAAGACGAUAUUAUUUCAAUGGAUAUAGCUGCCACUAGUUUAGGAACACCAAAUAAGAUGGAUAUGGGCACUGAGGGGGUGGAGAUUAUCACCCCAUCCAAAUUCCCAGUUGCAAAAGAAGGUGGGGUAAUUCCUUAUGUCUCAAAUAAGGAAAAGCGCAAUAGAAAGCUUGGGUCAUUAUUGAAAACACUCUACACCAAUCCCACUAAAAACAAAAAACUGAUUCAUCCUCCACGGUAA
This is a messenger RNA of Tripterygium wilfordii, 1830 nucleotides long. RefSeq lists its product as uncharacterized. Lineage: Eukaryota; Viridiplantae; Streptophyta; Magnoliopsida; Celastrales; Celastraceae. Bases 1 to 1830 code for a protein of 609 amino acids. The transcript is spliced from 6 exons. The record is from RefSeq and is a predicted model, not a curated record.